GGAAUCCCCACAAUAACGAGUAAAUGCAAUCGCUGCUGGGGGAGGCCGACUCCAUAGCCUCAGCGCCCAAGCAAGGGUCUCCUGGCCUUGAUCCCCCUUUCCCUUCAUCAUCACGCACACGAAAAUAGCUAUGGUGGCCGAACUCUUGCAAGACGACAUGGACUUUACGCCCAAAUGCCAUGCAGCGCUAAACGAAAUAUUCGCCCGCUACGACCUCGACAAGGAUGGCGCUCUGAACUCUGACGAGCUCACGGCCUUUGCGCUAUUCACCAACGGCGAGCCCUUCAGCGAGGCGGACCUGAAGGACAUUCGCGAGAACCUCGAGUGCACGGAAAAUGGCGAUCUGCUGCGCGAAGGAUUCGUUCAGCUCUAUAACCUGCAGACGAACGCCGGCGACGAGGAGGAGACGUGGAAGGACUUGAGAAAGCACGGGUACGACGAUAAUCUCGAUCUCUGUGAACAAAUAGCUUUUUGGGAAAAUGUACAGCAGGAGCGAACGGACAAGCAAUCCAUAGUCGACUCUUUCAAGUGAAAGGGAUAGUGCCGAUUA
Messenger RNA from Linderina pennispora, 550 nucleotides. RefSeq lists its product as uncharacterized. The record is from RefSeq and is a predicted model, not a curated record. The transcript has a single exon. The coding region runs from base 131 to 532 and encodes 133 amino acids. Lineage: Eukaryota; Fungi; Kickxellomycota; Kickxellomycetes; Kickxellales; Kickxellaceae. Gene Ontology annotation, molecular function: calcium ion binding.